Molecule: messenger RNA, 485 nt
Organism: Procambarus clarkii (red swamp crayfish)
Lineage: Eukaryota; Metazoa; Arthropoda; Malacostraca; Decapoda; Cambaridae
Source: RefSeq, a predicted model, not a curated record
CAUCACUGUAAGUCCUCUCCUCAGAGACAUACACUCAACAACCAUGAGAUUCCAGUCCAUCUUAACAGUGCUGGCCCUGAUGGUGGGCGUCUCCUAUGCCGGUAUAAUCUAUAAUAGAUAUGGAGGACUAGGCGGCGGACUUGGUGGUGUUGGCUUAGGUGGACUGGGCGGUGGAUUUGGCCACGGUUUUGGAGGUAUUGGCCACGGUAUUGGUCACGGUUUGGGUGGAUUUGGUCGCGGUGCUGUAGGAUUUGGUCACGGUAUUGGUGGAUUUGGCGGCGGCCUUGGUGGAUUCGGUGGCGGCCUUGGCGGAUUCGGUGGCGGUCUCGGCGGAUUCGGUGGCGGCCUUGGUGGCAUUGGCGGCCUUGGCGGAUAUGGCAGGAGAUAUGGCUACUACGGACGAUAAUGCUGACGAGAGCUGCAGCUGACAGAAUUAGAUGUGAUCAUGUCACAUCAACAAUCUUGUCAAUAAAUAUAUUAGUAAA